AUGCGCUCUGUCUUUGCCUCACUUGCACUCGCGCUCGCCCCUCGCCUUCUCACAUACACACAAACACUGGCGCCACGGCCGCCGCACGCGCUCGCCGACUCGCGCCUGCCCGCAUCUCCCCCCUCCGCACCAAAGCCUGCACCAGCUCCAGGCAUCGCCGCCCUCCCGGCGUCCCCAACCCGGGCGCGCACUGCUCCACGCGCCCCUCGCCCACCGCCAGCCUGGCUUCUCCCAGUGGGUGCUCACCCGAGCGCCUUGGACUCUGCGACGCGCUCCGAAUCCAGUCUGGAGACAGGGUUUUCCUUCCCCGCCACACUUCCUACUCUCCUCUUUCCCGGUGCGCAGAGGGUCGGACUCUAG
Molecule: messenger RNA, 360 nt
Organism: Castor canadensis (American beaver)
Lineage: Eukaryota; Metazoa; Chordata; Mammalia; Rodentia; Castoridae
Source: RefSeq, a predicted model, not a curated record